This is a messenger RNA of Vicia villosa (hairy vetch), 939 nucleotides long. RefSeq lists its product as uncharacterized. The transcript has a single exon. The coding region runs from base 1 to 939 and encodes 312 amino acids. Lineage: Eukaryota; Viridiplantae; Streptophyta; Magnoliopsida; Fabales; Fabaceae. The record is from RefSeq and is a predicted model, not a curated record.
AUGGAACCUGAAAGAAGAAAAACCAAGAAAUAUACUUUCAAGAGUUUAGAUGUGGAAGAAUUAAGAAAGCCAGGAUCCUUGAUUGUUGAUCAAGACAAGUUUUGUAGCAAGUAUGGAAGAUUGUUGUAUCUCCUCAGAACCAAGAUGGAAGAAGGAAUCCUCUCCACUCUGAUUCAAUUCUAUGACUCAUUGUAUCAUUGCUUCACCUUCCCUGAUUAUCAACUAUUGCCUACCUUGGAAGGGUAUUCAAGUAUUAUUGGGUUGCCCAUUACUGGAAGAGUUCCUUUCACCGGUUUAGAAAAAGAUCCCAAGCCUUGUGAGAUUGCAAAAUCCACUCAUUUGAGAAAGGGAGAAAUUGAUAAGAGCAUGGUUACUAAAGGAGGAUUACCUGGAUUACCUGCUGAGUUCUUAAUUGAGAAAGCUCUCACCUUGUCACAAGAAAGAAAGGAAGAAGACUUUGAAGCUAUUUUUGCCUUGUUGGUGUAUGGAUUGUUCUUGUUCCCUAUCAUUAACAACUUUGUUGAUAUGAAUGCCAUCAAGAUCUUUAUGAAGAAUCAUGUUCCUACCAUACUUGGGGACACUUACUAUUCUAUUCAUCUCAAAAAUUCCUAUGGAAAGGGAAUGGUUACUUGUUGUACUCCUUUGCUAUACAAGUGGUACAUAUCUCAUCUGCCUGACACCUCUGAAUUCUGGAGCCAAAAAGAAGGAUUGAAAUGGUCACACAAGAUCAUUACUCUUACCAACACUGAGAUUGUUUGGACAAACAAUCACUUUUGUAGAAUGAAGACUUUAGACUGCUAUGGUGAUUCCCCUAAUGUGCCCCUCAUUGGUACAAAAGGAGCAAUCAGUUAUAGCCCCGUGUUAGCUCGUCGUCAAUUUAGGUUUUCUAUGGACAAAAGACCAAGGAGCAAUUUAUUAGAGGGAUUCUUUAUGGAAUAA